Molecule: messenger RNA, 1664 nt
Organism: Cuscuta campestris
Lineage: Eukaryota; Viridiplantae; Streptophyta; Magnoliopsida; Solanales; Convolvulaceae
Source: the annotation of a GenBank genome assembly
ACUUCUCAUCACUCUACUACCACUAUAACUCUCCUCUGUUCGCAUCAACCCAUCUUUAUCAUCAAAAAAAAUAAAUAAUUAAAUUAAAUUAAGAUGAUGGUGAGAGUUGAGGUGCGAGAUUUCGACGCCAAGAAGGAUUCCAAGGCGGUGGAGGAGGCGGAGCGAGCGUGCGAGGCCGGCGGCGCCGCCGGAAAACUCUCCAUCUUCACCGACCUCUUGGGUGACCCAAUCUGCAGAGUUCGAAACUCCCCUGCUUACCGAAUGCUCGUGAGUGUUAAUUUUCAGUUUCCUCCCCCCCCGUUUCUUCUCGUGACGGUUUUUCGUUUCUUCCGGCCAGGUUGCGGAGGUGGUGGUGGUCCGGAAGGGCGGCGGAGAGACAAGGGAGAUCGUUGGCAUGAUACGAGGUUGCAUCAAGACGGUUACCUGCGGGAAGAAGAUGUCUAGAAACAGCAAAAGCAACAACAAUAAUAAUCCCCUCCCUGUUUAUGCCAAAGUCGCUUACCUCUUAGGCCUUCGCGUUUCUCCUUCUCACAGGAGAAUGGGGAUUGGGUUUGAACUGGUGAGGAAGAUGGAGAAUUGGUUCAGGGAGAAUGGCGCAGAGUAUUCGUACAUGGCGACUGAAAAUGACAAUAAAGCUUCCAUUAAUCUGUUCACCCAGAAGUGCGGGUAUUCCCUCUUUCGAAGGCCUUCUAUAUUGGUUCAGCCCGUUUUUGCCCACCGGGUUCGGAUCUCCGACCGGGUCACCAUUCUUGAGCUGGGCCACGCCGACGCCGAGGUGCUUUACCGCCGGAAAUUCUCCACCACGGAGUUCUUCCCGCGCGACAUCGACUCCGUUCUGCGGAACAGGCUGAGUUUGGGGACAUUUCUGGCGGUGCCGAGGGGGAGUUACGCCGCCGGGACAUGGCCGGGUGCGGAGGAGUUCCUGGCGGACCCGCCGGAGUCGUGGGCGGUGCUGAGCGUGUGGAACUCGAUGGAUCUGUUCAAGCUGGAGGUCCGCGGCGCGUCGAGAAAGCUGCUGGGGCUGGCGAAGGCGACGCGCGUCCUGGACCGGGCGUUCCCGUGGCUCCGGCUGCCGUCCAUCCCGGAGGUGUUCAAGCCGUUCGGGCUGCAUUUCCUGUACGGGCUGGGCGGGGAGGGGCGGCGGAGGGCGAAGUACACGAAGGCGCUGUGCGGCUUCGCCCACAACAUGGCGAAGGAGAGCGGGUGCGGAGUGGUGGCGACGGAGGUGGCGAACGGCGACCCGCUCACGUUAGGGAUCCCGCACUGGAAGAGGCUAUCGUGCGCCGAUGACUUGUGGUGCAUAAAACGGCUGGGGGAGGACUACAGUGACGGGGCAGUAGGGGAUUGGACCAAGUCUCAGCCUAGUCUCUCCAUUUUUGUUGAUCCCAGAGAAGUCUAAGCUACAACAAAUAAAACAGUACGGACUAGAACAAGUAGCUGCUGCAGAACAACCAGAAGAAGAAUCUAAUCUUAGUUUAGGGGCUUUUAAUAUUACUCCUUAAUUAAUUUUUUUUUUAAAAAAAACAGUGAACAACCAAAAGAAAAAAAAAGCUAGAGAAAGGUUGUCUUUUUUUGUUUUGUUUUUGUAGAUUUUUGCCUUGUUGUGGAAGUGGAAACCAAAUUAGGGAUGUUUUCUAGAGGAGGAAUAUAAUGUUUGGCUCCCU